AAAUUGUACUGCGUCAGACUUGGUUACGGCGUUCCCCAGAAAUUGAACUGCCUUCACACGAUAUUUCUCGCUGAAGUAACAGCCCAGAUAAUUCUAACACUCCUUCAUACGUAACCUCACAAAUUCAAAUUCACAUCAACAAAUUAUCACAACAUGCUUCAAUAUCCAUAUUCAGUCCACUCAAAUCAAUCUCCAAUCCAAUUUGCAGGUUAACUUGUUCCGCCUGCUUUAAUUCCGUAAGUUCUCGUUAAAUUUUCGUCGAAUUCGUCAUCGAUUUAGUUUGCCUGAACUAUUAGGUGUUAUGAUCGCUGCUUACGGUUCCAAUUGUUACACUGUGAAACGAAUUUGUUGAAGAAUGAGUGAGGUGUUUGAUGAAUUUACUAUUUUAGGGUUUCUGUUUGAGUUUGACAGGAAGUCAACGUUUAGAGGGUGUUAAACCGUUAAUUAAGUGAGAAGAUGGGUGGAAGUAAUUCUAGAUCCGCUGAGGAUAUUGAUAAUGGAAGAAUGGAUGAUGAUGAUAACCAUACUUUGAGAGAACCGUUUCCUUUUCCGGAGAUGAAUGCUGGUUCGUAUGUAUUGGAUGAUGAUGAUGGGAUUCCGAGAUUGGCUAGGGUUUCAUUAAAUAUAUCAAGGUCAACGAAGUCAACAAAGACCGCUGGUUUUGGAAAGGCAGUAGAUAUGCUGGGCAAUCUUGUUUUUGCGCCUGGGGUGGUAACAAAAGGAAAUAAAUUAUCAAUAUUAUCAAUUGAAGUUGCAAACACAAUCGUUAAGGGUGCCUCUUUGAUGCAAUCUCUUUCAAAGGAUAACGUAAAACACUUAAAAGAGGUAGUGUUGCCUUCAGAAGGUGUGCAACUUCUAAUAUCAGAAGACAUGGAUGAGCUCCUCAGAAUUGCUGCAUUUGAUAAAAGGGAAGAAUUAAAAAUCUUUUCUGGAGAAGUGGUUCGAUUUGGAAAUCGAAGCAAAGAUCCUCAAUGGCACAACCUGGACCGUUAUUUUGCGAGUUUGGAUUUGGAACUAAUUCCCCAGAAACAACUAAAAGAAGAAGCAGAAACCACCAUGCGGCAUUUGAAGAAUUUGGUUCAGUAUACUGCAGAAUUAUGGCAUGAGUUACAAGAGCUGGACCGGCUUGAACAAAUUUUUCGACGAGAACAAAUAUUAGAGAACCCCAAUCUUUCUCCACCAGAUCCGCCACUGGCUAUCUUGAGGGCAGAAUUGAAGAGUCAAAAGAAGCGCGUGAGAAGUUUGCAAAAGAAGUCACUUUGGUCCAAGAUUUUGGAAGAGGUGAUGGAGCAACUCGUAGACAUUGUGCAAUUCUUGCACUUUGAGAUUCAUCAUGCUUUGGGAACAGCUGAUACCCAAACACCAGCAAAAAGCAACCGGAAGAACUUGGGAGCAGCUGGUCUUGCUCUACACUAUGCUAAUGUCACUCACUCAGGUUCUGUGUCUCCGCAUACAAGAGAUUCUUUGUACCAAGGACUACCGCGUAAUAUUAAGUUAGCAAUACGCUCCAAAUUACAUGGGUUUCACCCAAAGGAAGAGCUUACCGUUCCUGAAAUUAAAGGAGAAAUGAAGAAAACUCUACAAUGGCUUGUUCCAAUUGCAACAAACACAACCAAAGCUCAUCAUGCCUUUGGCUGGGUUGGAGAAUGGGUAAACACAGGAUACGAGGCAAACCGUAAAAUUCCAUUAAGAAUAGAGACUCUCCACUAUGCCGAUCAGUUAAAAACUGAUGAAUAUAUUCUUAAGCUAGUCAUUGGGCUUCAUCAUCUCGUCUGCCCUUCAAAGGAUAUAAACAGUGGAAAAAAAUCACCUGUAAAGUCUCCUAUUCGCUCUCGAAACUGGUCUGAUUUUCUGUUGCCUGCACUCACAACCGAAGAAAUGCUAUUGCUUCAGGAUGUUAGCAAAAGAAAACCGACCCUAGUAAUCAGCAAAAGUCAGAAUUUUGACACCAGAAACAGGUUAAGCAAGCAACAUAGGCUAACUAAAAGCAGCAGUCAUUCCCCGACCCAUGAACUUAAGCGGGAUCCGUUGUUUCCCAUCAAGAGACCGUCAUCUGUUCCGAUUGUUACCUUUGAUAUCGAUAGGAUAAAGGCUAUGGAUGUUAUAGAUGAUAUAAGAGCGUGUGAGUAAACACUCUUUUGACGGGUUUCAGGUCGAGGUCGUGUCGAAUAUGAGUUGAUGUUGGUUCUUGGGUAGAUUUUUGUUGUUUAGAGAUUUCAUUUUGCACAUGAGUGAACUGCUGUUGUGUGUAAAAAAGUUAUGGCUCACAUGUUUACAUGUUUUCAGUAGUAGACUUUCAUGGUUACUGUAUUUAUACAGAAAAGUUAUGACUCACAUGUUGUCAUGAUUCUAUAAUGUAUAUGAUGUUGGAUUUAUAUA
This is a messenger RNA of Helianthus annuus (common sunflower), 2379 nucleotides long. Its product is annotated as protein PSK SIMULATOR 1. The transcript has 12 exons. Bases 457 to 2130 code for a protein of 557 amino acids. The record is from RefSeq and is a predicted model, not a curated record. Gene Ontology annotation, biological process: positive regulation of growth. Lineage: Eukaryota; Viridiplantae; Streptophyta; Magnoliopsida; Asterales; Asteraceae.